Molecule: messenger RNA, 327 nt
Organism: Lachancea dasiensis
Lineage: Eukaryota; Fungi; Ascomycota; Saccharomycetes; Saccharomycetales; Saccharomycetaceae
Source: the annotation of a GenBank genome assembly
AUGGAAGAGUCAGACCAAGAAUACCGUCGGAAGCUUGUUACGCAGCUAAAAGGUAAGUUGUGGUACUGUCUGGAACAGCAGGUAAAAAAAGAGCUCCCGGAAAGCGUAAAUUAUUCUCCUAAAUUCAUAAAUGCCUUAGUUGAGCUAUGUUUUACACAGCUGGUAGACAUUGGAAAUGAUUUGGAGGCUUUUGCUAGACAUGCCGGACGUGAAACUAUUGGUGUAGAAGACCUAAUGCUAAUGCUGCGAAAAUCGCACGAUCUGCAGGAAUUACUGCGACAGAAACUGGAACAAGACCAACCGGCGGCCAGAAGUGCUAAGCGUUGA